Molecule: messenger RNA, 8225 nt
Organism: Xiphias gladius (swordfish)
Lineage: Eukaryota; Metazoa; Chordata; Actinopteri; Istiophoriformes; Xiphiidae
Gene: cachd1
Product: cache domain containing 1
Exons: 27
Coding region: 442-4374 (1310 amino acids)
Cellular component (GO): voltage-gated calcium channel complex
Molecular function (GO): voltage-gated calcium channel activity
Source: RefSeq, a predicted model, not a curated record
GAGAUCCGGGCGCCGGUAGGUCUCCUGUGUUUCCACGCCUCCCACCUUCACCCCCGCUGUGGUGGAUUCUCCGGCUCACUCACACACACUCAAGCACACACACACACACACAAACACACACACUUCGCCAGACUUCCAGGAGUUGGAGCGACUGAUCGAAGACGGAGCGCCGGCAGCGCUGGAGAAAGGGAAGCAGGAAAGGAAAAGAAAAACAAUAUCGUCUAACGCGCAUGGAUCUGUUUUCUUCUCCUUGAGGGAUUUCGGGAAGGUGCGAUGGUUCGCGCGGCCAGAAAUGUUGGAGACUCGUGCGGGAGGGAGAGAGCACACGUACCCAGCGCCGCGAAGUUGUAAAAGUAGUUUCCCUUGAAGUUUUUCUGUGUUUUUUUUUUUUUUCCGCCACCAGUUCAGACUGUUUCUCCAGCCCGCGGACCCACAGCCAUCAUGGCGAGGCGGACGGGGGGGAGAUCCGCGGCUGUGACACCGAAUACGCGCGCCGCUUUCCGGGAUAAACACCUUGAGGUUCACGGGGGCUCGUGGGCUUUUUCGUGGAGCUUCCUCUUAAUCUGCUCGGCUCUUUCUUGUGGAUAUUGCCGAGCCGAGACGGAGUUUUCCAUCCUGGAGGAAGCGCAAGUUUUGGCCGAUCAGAUGAAAAAGCUGUCCUCCCAGGAGCUGGGAGUCUUCACCAUGCAGAGGAUUUUCAACUCGUUUGUGUACACCGAGAAGACAUCAAACGGCGAGACAGAAGUGCAGCAGCUCGCCAAGAAGAUUCGGGAGAAGUUUAACCGCUACCUGGAUGUGGUGAACAGGAACAAACAGGUGGUGGAAGCCUCAUACACUGCCCACCUCACCUCUCCGCUCACUGCGAUACAGGACUGCUGCUCCAUACCAGCAUCUAUGAUGGAGUUUGAUGGAAACUUCAAUACCAAUGUCUCCAAGACCAUCUGCUGUGAUAGACUAUCCCCCACCGUCAACAGCCGAGCUUUCAACCCCGGACGAGACCUCAACUCAGUUUUGGCAGACAACCUGAAGUCCAACCCUGGGAUAAAGUGGCAGUACUUCAGCUCAGAGGAGGGCAUCUUCACCGUCUUCCCUGCCCACAAGUUCCAUUGUAAAGGAAGCUACGAGCACCGCAGCAGGCCUGUGUACGUGUCCGCAGUGCGUCCCCAGUCUAAACACAUCGUGGUGAUGGUCGACCAUGGAGCGUCUGUGACCGACACCCAGCUUCAGAUUGCCAGGGACUCUGCACUCGUCAUCCUUAACGCCAUAGAUGAACAUGACAAGAUCUCCAUUCUGUCAGUGGCAGAGACGGUUCGUUCCUGUUCUCUGGAUCAGUGCUAUAAGAGUCUGCUGUCUCCAGCCACCAGCGAGACCAAGAGGAAGAUGAGCACCUUCAUCUCUAACGUCAAGGCCUCCGAUGGAGCCACGCAGCACGCGGCGGGCUUCCAGAAGGCCUUCCAGUUGCUCCGAAACACCACCAGCCUCAGCAAGCAGAGCACCACGACAGACAUGGUGAUCAUCUACCUGUCGUCUGGUAUCACGUCUCGAGAGUCGUCGGAGCAGGAGAAGAGAGCGACGCUCAGCGUGGUCAGAGAGGAGAACCGACACCUCAACAACUCGGUCAUGAUCCUCACCUACGCGCUCAUGAAUGAGGGAGUGACAGGCCUGAAGGAGCUGGCCUUUCUGAGGGACCUCGCAGAGCAGAAUUCGGUGAAGUACGGCGUUGACAGAGCAGCAGAGCGAGACCGCUCCUCUGUGGUGUCGUCCUCUGGAUCAGCAGGAGCCUCGAUGAUGCCGGUGGUGAAGGGAAGCAUGAUGGUACUGAACCAGCUCAGCAACCUGGAGACCACGGUGGGCCGCUUCUACAUUAACCUGCCCAACCGCAUGAUCGACCUGGCCCGCUUUAGCCUGCCCUACGCUGACCCCAUGGGAGAUGGAUUUAUUAUGACUGUGAGCCGGCCCUGUUACUUUGGUAACCUGCUCCUGGGCGUGGUCGGGGUGGAUGUGAACCUGGCCUACAUCUUAGAGGAUGUCACCUACUACCAAGACUCCCUAGCCUCGUACACCUUCCUCAUUGACAACAAAGGUUACACCCUGAUGCACCCGUCACUCACACGGCCCUACCUGAUGACAGAGCCUCCCCUGCACACGGACAUUAUCCACUACGAGAAUAUCCCAGGAUUCCCUGCUGUCCGACAGAACAUCCUCAGCCUCCCUCUGGGCAGCCAGGUCAUUGCUGUUCCAGUCAACUCCUCUCUGUCCUGGCACACCAACCGACUCAGGGACAACAGCAAAGAUGCAUACAAUGUCAGCUACGCCUGGAAACUGGUUCAGGACACGUCGUUCAUCCUGUGCAUUGUGUACGUGCAGCCCGAGAUCCCAGUAAAGCAGCUGAAGAACCUGAACACAGCUCCCAGCUCAAAGCUGCUCUACCAUCGUUUAGACCUGCUGGGUCAACCCAGUUCCUGCCUGCACUUCAAACAGCUUGCCACUGUCGAAUCCCCCACGGUGAUGUUGGCAGCUGGUAGUUUCUCCUCUCCCUACGAGCACCUCAGUCAGCCGGAAACAAAGCGUAUGGUGGAGCACUACACCGCCUACCUGAGCGAUAACACCAGGCUCAUAGCCAACCCAGGCCUCAAGUCCUCUGUCAGGAACGAGGUUAUGGCGACCAGUCACGUCACGGAUGAGUGGAUGACACUAAUGGAAAUGAGUAGCCUCAACUGCUACAUUGUGCGCCGUUACAUAGCAACCCCCAGUGGGGUGCUCCGGAUUUACCCAGGAUCACUGAUGGACAAAGCCUUCGACCCGACCCGCAGACAAUGGUACCAGCACGCCGUGGCCAACCCCGGCCUCAUCACCUUCACGGGGCCAUACCUGGAUGUGGGCGGGGCGGGAUACGUAGUCACAAUAAGCCACACCAUCCACGCCUCCAGCUCUCAGAUGGCCCCUGGUUAUGCAGUUGCAGUGAUGGGCAUAGACUUCACCCUUCGCUACUUCUAUAAAGUCUUGCUCGACCUGCUGCCCAUCUGCAACCAGGAUAAAGGCAACAAGAUCAGGUGCUUCAUAAUGGAGGACAGAGGGUACCUGGUGGCACACCCCACUCUCAUCGACCCCAAAGGUCAUGCCCCCGCAGAGCAACAGCACAUCACACACAAGGAGCCGCUGGUGGCUAACGACAUCCUUAACCAUCCCAAUUUUGUCAAGAAGAACCUGUGCAACAGCUUCAGCGACCGCACUGUGCAGCGCUUCUACAAGUUCAACACCAGCAUCGUGGGGGACCUCACCAACCUGGUCCACGGUAGCCACUGUUCUAAGUACCGUCUGACCAGAAUCCCCGGCACCAACGCCUUUGCUGGUAUCGUCAACGAGACUUGUGACUCCCUGGCGUUCUGCGCCUGCAGCACCGUGGACCGGCUCUGCCUCAACUGCCACAGAAUGGAGCAGAAUGAGUGUGAGUGUCCGUGCGAGUGCCCUCUAGAGGUCAACGAGUGCACAGGCAACCUCACCAAUGCUGAGAACAGGAACCCCAGCUGUGAGGUGCACCAGGAGCCAGUCAGUCCGAAUGUGAUUGAUCCCAGUCUGCACGACACCCUGCCCCAGUGCAUCAACACCCGCUGUAGCCAGAGAUACACCAGCAGUGAUUGUUUUGGCGUGUUGGACUGCGAGUGGUGCAUGGUGGACAGUGAUGGUAAAACUCAUCUGGACAAGCCAUACUGCGCCCUGCAGAAGGAGUGUUUCGGAGGCAUCGUCGGCGCCAAGAGUCCCUAUGCGGAUGGCCUGGGGCUCCUAGAUGAGGAGGUGGCAUCUCUGAACAUGAUCAAGAGUGCCCCCGUGGGUCCUGUUGCCGGGGGCAUUAUGGGAUGUAUCAUGGUGUUGGUGCUGGCUGUGUAUGCAUACCGGCACCAGAUCCACAGGCGCUCGCACCAGCACAUGUCACCGCUGGCAGCGCAGGAAAUGUCAGUGAGAAUGUCAAACCUGGAUAAUGAAAGAGACGAGAGGGACGAAGACAGCCACGAGGACAGAGGAAUCAUCAGUAAUACUAGAUUCAUAGCUGCGGUGAUCGAGAGACACACACACACUCCUGAACGGAGACGGCGGUACUGGGGACGAUCUGGGACGGAGAGUGACCAUGGUUACAGCACCAUGAGUCCGCAGGAGGACAGUGAGAAUCCACCUGGAAACAACGAUCCGCUCUCAGCCGGCGUCGAUGUUGGUAACCACGAUGACGACCUGGACCUGGACACGCCUCCCCAGACGGCUGCGCUGCUCAGCCACAAGUUCCACCCCUACCGGCACACGCACACACACCACCACCCGCUGCACACGCACCACCUGCAAGCUGCGGUCACCGUGCACAGUGUGGACGCAGAGUGCUGAUCCUCGGCGUGGCAUUGCCCUUCCUACUUGGAAUGGAACUUUUUUUUUUUUUUUUUAUAAAAGACUAUUUAAAAAAACAAAACAAAAAAACAUUUGUGCUUGAUUACACAGUAGGUACUGUCAGGAUGAAUGGAGGGAGAGAGAUGCCACAGCUGGACUUAAACCUGUGGUGCCACUGAGCUGCCGGGACCGCUGCCAUGAAUGGAUCUUUAGCUUAAUAUGGGUAUUACCAUCUCAGCCCUUUUCUUUACUGAUCCCAAUCUAAAAUGUGGGAAUUGUACACAGUUAUACAAACACAGAAAAUUACCAGACCUGGGCCAGUAGAAAUAACCAAAUGGAAAUUUUUGUUUGUUUUCUGAAGAAAUUUAGCAUGGAGGACUCUGUAAGUGCAAACAGCAACCUUUGGGAGCAAACACAACGCUGUUUGAGCUCAUUCAUUGGCCUUCAACGAGGGGAGGACACAACUGGAACCUUGAGAGAGGACAAACUUUUUUCUUUUUCACAUGGAAGGCCAGAGCAAAUACUCUUGGAUCAGUGGAUAAUCAGAUUAAAUCUAGAAGCCUGAUGCGGACCCCUUUUGCCCCAGGGCUCCAUCCCAGCCUCAGCACAGGUUGUUUCCCCACUAAGCCCACGUGUGGUAAUGGGAACAGAGCACGCCUUUCAUUCAUGAAAACUGUUGGAUGUCUCGGAAGAGUAAAAACAUCAACUUUCCAACACUUACCUGGACCUAACAUGGGAUUAUAUUAUGGAUUCUGUCACAGCUUUACUCUCCUUGGUUCAGCAGAUAGACACUCCAGGUUUUUGCCUUUAUCCAACAGUGUAGCUGCUGGUCUUACAAAAAAUGGUUCGGGAAGAUAUUUGGACAUUGUCAUGAAUGUCUUUGAACUUAAAAUAGGAAAAAUCUUCAAUGAUUCACAUAAACACAGGAAGAAACACUUCAGAGGAAAAUAUUAUUUUUCUACUAUUUAUUAAAGAGGUAGAUUUUCUGGACAGAUGAGCAAGCAGCUGCCGCCAUCACAAGCAAGACAGUAGUCUGCAUAAGUAAUACGUACUGAACCACUUCCAAUAAGCAGUGCAUCAUAUUUAGGGCUCAUUAUUUUCAGUUUUUUAUUCCCUUAAAAAAAUGUAGAAUGGUUGUUUGUUUGGAAUUUUUGAAUAUUGGUAAUACGACAGACCAUGUGAAAAUUGGAUUUUUAUUUUUAUUCUUUUAAUAACAUUGGUGAAUAAUCAGCAGCUCAUCUGCAUUUUCCUUUCAUUUUUCUUUCCACCUUCUAUUACCAGAAACAUCCUCUCCAACAGAGGAUCCUGUUUGCUGUAUAGUGUAGUGAAAGGUGUCCCCCUGAAGUAAGAAACAUUUUUGGAUGAGCACGGACCUAACUUCUGAGUCAAAAUAAGUUUUGCUCCUUUCAAAAAAUCCAGAUAUUUUUCUGUGAAAAUCGGUAAGAAAACAAAAACGAUGAGCCUUAACCACAUCCUGUGUCAGAGCAUUUAGCAGGAAGUGGUCUUUGAGCUGUAGCACGUUUUUCUGUCUGUUUUCGCAGUUUUGAAUCGGAGGUGUUUUUGUGUUCUUGUAGGGUAAGAUUUGCUGUGCCGAGCAAGUUGAAAACGUCCUCAUUCUGGACAUGUCCUCUGUAUCAGGAGGCAUGAUUUCUAUGAUUGCUGGUCUUUUUAAGUCUCCUGAGGAUGGAGGAGGGAAGAGAGAAACUAACACCAGCAAGACACUCCUGGCUUUAGUCACUGCUGGGGAUUUGGGAUUUGAGGAUAAUUGGGGACCUUCAUAGAGGCCCUGGGAGAUUCACAGGGAUGGAGUGUUGUCCUCCCUUACUGCCUGAGUAGAAAAACCAGUACAGAAUGUUGUUUUUUUUUCACCUUAUUUACCACAAAUUAUUGCCUCUGAGGCCAAGCUGAUAUUGUAUGUGUGUUGGGGUUGUUUGCUGGAUUUUGUGCAAAAGAAAGUCAAUUUCCAUUGAUGCCCAAGAUUGACUCUCCUUGUCAAAGAGAGUGAAAGAGGGAGAGAUGCUGCUGUUGUUGUACAGAGGUUACACCCAUCUGUCGGCUCCUCUGUGGUUAACCACUCAAAAUGUCUUUUCUACACAUCUCUUAACUGUUUGUGUGUGUGUGUGUGUGUGUGUGUGUGUGUGUGUGUGUGUGUGUGUGUGUGUGUGUGUGUGUGUGAGAGAGGAAAGAAUGAAUGUCCAGCUGGAACAUUUUAAUGCAUUAUUGUAUUUUUUUCAAGAUAGUAUUAGAGAAUUAUAGGUGAAAUCAUUAUGAUUGAGAAAUCCACUUAUUUUUAUUCUGAUGAAGAGUCACUUGACCCAAUGUGUGCUUCGUGGGUUUGAUUGUUCAACUGGUCAAAUCAUGUCAGUGUGGCAUCCAUUUAUUUCAAAAUGUGACAAAAUGUCUAUUGUUCUUCAGAGAUUCAUUAUGAAGUGUAAAUACAGAAUCAAAAAUAGCUAUUAAUGUCCUGUACACUCCAUUUUUUUUUAUGUUGGUAAGACAUAAUGUAUACUUCAAAUGAUGCUCAGAUAUUUGGGUUGAUAUUUUGUAUUGUCUGUUCAUGGUGUCUCACUAUAUUUUUGAUGCUUUGGAUGUUUUUUUAGAUUUAUUUUUCUUUAGGUCCAUAUUGGAUGGAAGUCAGUACUUGGAAAAAUUAUUACACACUUUUAUGUUUGGAGACUUUUAGUUUUUAAAGUUUUAUUGUGUGUCUUCAAAAAAGUUAAAGAAAGCUUAUCGCUCCACAAGCUAAUUUAGAAUUUCAAAAUAACGGUACAUCUUUUCACUGAGUAAUAGUGAAAACAACAACCUUGUAGUGGAUUCAGGGUUUACAGCAGACUGCUGUAAGCCGUGCUAUGGUUCUGUUGCUACUUAAGACCAUCAGCCUUCUUCAUUUACAGUUAUUUUGUGUUUAUAACUUUAGUAGAAUAUUUAAAUUUGCACACUCAGUCUGAGUUCAUUAAACUUCCAGCUGAAAAAGUGCUAAAUAAUUUGAAACGUCUGAUAGAGCAGAGAGAUCAAAACAUAAUUUAUAUACUGGUAUCAAAAUCUUCAAAGUGCUAGUACUGUGUGAAGUGGGUUAAAUAUUCCACUUGAAUUACAGAAAGGUUCAUCACCAAAGUUGAAAUUUAAAGGACCAGGGUGCAGGCUUUAUGGGGAUCUACUGGAAGAAAUGGAAUGUAAUAUUCAUUAUUAUGUUUUCAUUAGUGUAUAAUCACCUGAAACGUGAUUAAACAUUAGCUUAGAAUGAGCCUUUCAUAUCUACAUAGGGAGUGGAUCCUCUUCCACGGAGCCUGCCAUGUCGCACCGCCAUGUUUCUGCAGUAGCCCAGAACGGACAAACCAAACACUGGCAGUAGACAGGGCCUUUUGCGUUAUUACGUUACCUGAAGGCCACCAUAGGUUCCCUACAUGCCUGGAGAGGAAGGGGUGACGGGUGUUCAGUUGGUUGCAAUCUGCAACCUCACCUCUAGAUGCCACUAAAUGACAUCUGGUCCUUUUUAAAAAAAAUUUUCACCACUUUGUAUGGUACACAAUUUCAGCUCUGUUUGACACUGACACAUUCUUGUAGCAUUUUAUGGCAAUCUUUAGAUCAAAUGCAGUCUUGCAAGUGUCUUCUGAUAUGUGUGUAUUUUGGGGCAAAUUUUUUUUUUCUCCAAAAAGGCUUGAUGUUAAAGGCAUUUUUUCUGGAGAGCUUUUAAACAGUAUUUACCUGCCGUUGUAAACCAGUAUAUGUGUGUGUCUAUACAGAACACUAACACAUUAAUUAAUGUACUGAAGGAACAUGUGUACAUCACCCCCCAUGUAUGAUAUAAAGUUAUCAAAUCGAGAUUUAUUGCAAUGUGAAUGUGAUAAAGU